UCUGCAAAGAUAGACUAUGCAGCUAUAACGGCUUGGAUUAGAUGUUGUAAGACACUACAUAGGUCUCUAUGCAAACAGAAAAACAACAUGGUGCGGCCAUGGCGGCUUAUCGACUGCAACACCUCCCCGCCAUCUUUGGUGCUAGCCCCACAAUCUGGGCCAUAUCUGGCUCUCAGUUAUACUUGGGGCAGUAAAGGCUACAAGUACUCUACGAGUUCCACAGACGCAGUCAUAUCAUGUCCUCCAAAAACGAUCUCGGAUGCAAUAACUGUAACGCGAGAACUUGGUUACCGGUUUCUGUGGGUUGAUGGUUACUGUAUUGAUCAAGAUGGCGAGGAAGAGAAACAUACACAAAUCGAUAUUAUGGACAAGAUAUAUGGGGGUGCGGAACUUACCAUCGUUGCUGCUGCCGGUUCAGAUAACGACUAUGGGUUGCCUGGAGUUUCAACAAAUAGACAAGCGGACCAACUACAAGAAUCGGGACCUGUAGUCCAUCUGGGCGACAUCCAGAUAGUACGCAUCGACGGAAGCCCACGAAAAUCAAUUCAAUCCGGGACAUGGGCCACAAGAGCCUGGACUUAUCAAGAAGCUAUCCUCUCUCAACGACUACUCUACUUCACUGAUCGUGAGAUCUACUUCGAAUGU
Macroventuria anomochaeta is the source of this 645-nucleotide messenger RNA. RefSeq names its product HET-domain-containing protein. NCBI's taxonomy places the organism in Eukaryota, Fungi, Ascomycota, Dothideomycetes, Pleosporales, Didymellaceae. The transcript has a single exon. The annotation marks the transcript as partial. The record is from RefSeq and is a predicted model, not a curated record.